CUUAACUACAAGAUAGAACAUUUAUUACAAUGCUGUGCCUAUUGGCAGAGACCCGAACCUGCAAUACACAUGAGAAUGAAAGGAAACAAACAAGGCAAUAAGAAGCCAUGUAACCCCAAAAAACAAAAAAAGAAGCCAUGCACGAGUGUUGUUCAAAGAACGAAAACUCUGCAACAAGGCGCAAGUCGUUUUCAUGGCAGCGAAAAGUGAAAACCAGUGAAACUCAAACAAACUUGCAAACGAAAAUAAAAGCCAGCAUAAAACCUACUGAGUGGAAUAGCAACAUCCGUUGCAGGUGGCACUACCCAUUUCAGGGAUGAUGUUGUUGCAGAAGCUUCCGGCAAGAAACCAUUCCUUAUAUAUAGUCAAACAACUGAACCACAAGAAUAACGAAAACUAAAAACUCAGGUUGGAUUUUUCAACCAUGAAUCCCUCUUGUAAGUCGGUGCUGCGAAACUGAAGCGAACAAAUAAGCACCCAGGUGGAGAACUGUUCCUCUUUUAGCGAAACCCGUCCAUCUGAAGAAGCGAGAGCGCAAAAAUCUGACGAAAUCGGUUGAAGGAAGAAGAAGUUGUAUGCUAGAUGAUCAAGUUGGCGGAAUCAGCGCGCGCGCGCGCACAGAGCAGCUCUCCUAUUUAGUUGUGAUAAAAUUGUCUUUUAGUUAAAAAGGGAAAAAAAAAAAAAUUGGCGAUAGGCGGACCGAGCGCUGCUCCUUGCACUCCUACUUCGUCGCUUUCAUUUUGCCGUAUACUUGGGGGGCUGCUUUUGACUUCCGGCGAACAUAAAAAAAUUUGUCCCAAGAAACUUCCAAUUAGAUGAAGGCAAAAUCUUUCAAGUUUCCCGCCAAAGCCAGGUCCGCCGCGUUUCUUGCCGCCGUCGCUGCCAUUUCCCUGCCGGCCACUAACUACGUUCUCAAUCUCCCCUCCUCCGAUUCUUUCCCCGACAAAAUCAGCACAGUGAUCCAUGGCAUCUUACGCUCCUCUCGCGCCAUCACCACUGUUGCUUGCACCGUUGCUGACUACAAGUACUCUUUGCGUGGGCUUCAAAAGGACUCCAAUGAGUAUCGUCACGAAAUGUCCGAGGUUCAUCUACGCUCAGCCAAGAGGAUUUUGAAGUUGUGCGAAGCCAAUAAAGGAUUUUAUGUGAAAGCUGGACAAUUUGUUGCUGCCCAGGGUGUGAUUCCCAAAGAAUACUCGUCAACUUUGUCUGCAUUACAGGAUCAGGUUUCUCCUUGUUCUUUCAAAGCUAUAAAAGAAGUAUUGGUGCAUAAUCUGGGACCGAAUUUGUCUGAGAUGUUUUCGUCAGUUAAUGAACAACCAAUAGCUGCUGCAUCUAUUUCUCAAGUUCACCAUGCAGUGUUGAAAAGCGGUCAUGAAGUGGCAAUUAAGGUACAAUAUCCUGAUUUAGAGCAGCAGAUGAAUUUUGACACAAGAACAAUGUCUUUCCUAUCCAAAACCAUCGCACAGUUUUUUCCUGAAUACAGGUUUGAAUGGUUGGCAUCAGCAUUUACGAAGGCCAUAGCAUUAGAACUGGAUUUUGUUCAGGAGGCAAGGAAUUCUGAGAGAGCUGCCAGUAGCUUCAAAAACAACAAAUUCUUCAGGGUUCCACAUGUAUACUGGGAGUUAACAACAAGACAAGUAUUGACCAUGCAGUUUUGUACGGGACACAAGAUUGAUGACUUAGACUUUCUGAAGCAGGCUGGGCUUGAUCCUGAGAAGGUUGCAAGUGCAUUGGUAGAAAUAUUUGCUGAAAUGAUAUUUGUACAUGGUUACAUACAUGGUGAUCCACACCCUGGAAAUAUCUUAGUUUCCCCUGAUGGUUGUAAUGGCUUCUCUUUGGUUCUUCUAGAUCAUGGAAUCUAUUGGGAAUUGGAUGAAAAAUUUAGGAAAGACUUUUGUCAGUUAUGGGAGGCUUUGCUUCUGCAAGACUCAAAGAAAAUAAUGUGUCUUGGUGAGCGAUUUGGCAUCGGGAAGUAUUCUAAAUACCUGCCUAUCAUUUUCACUGGAAGGAAUAUUGAAAGUAAAUCUGGUCUUGGCAGUGGAAUGUCAACUGAGGAGAAAGAAAAUAUGAAAAAGGAGUUGAAGUCUCUUUUAUUUGAGGACUUGUCUCCGUUCAUGGAGUCUCUGCCACCAGAGUUUCUCUCUAUUAUGCGUGUAGACGGGCUUUUAAGGUCUAUCAUCAGAAAGUUAGGCGCCUCACGAUGGAUCAGGUGGCUGGCUUAUGCUAAAUAUGGAAUGUACGGUAUCUAUCAAAAGUUGGAUGCUGAAUCGGAUUUUGCUGCGAAAGCUGUGUUCUUCAGAUUGAUAUCAGAGUUAAAAUAUUAUGAGAUCUUAAUAAAGCUCAUUGUCGGGGAGAUUGAAGCUAAGUUUGUAGUGCCUCUGCUGCAGAAGAUGAAGAGUGCACUAAAUUAUAUGGCAAGAUCCAUGGUGCCUUUUGGGGCGUCCUAACGCAUUGUUGUUUUCUUCUUCUUCUUCUUGUUUUUUUUUUUUUUUUUCGGUUUUUUUGGGUACAAUUAUUUUCUUCUUUUUAUGAUACGUCAUGGUGCAUUGUUAAAUAGAAUUUCAAAUCUUUUUUUUUUUGUGUGUGGGUGUAAUAUAGUUUCAAAUCAUAGAUUUUGGACAUUACGGAUCAGGUAAAGUAAAACAUAAGUUGGGCCCAUGAUUGACAUCAUGAUUGGGCCUGGGCUUGGACCCAAAAAGAAAUAGGUCAGCCCAACCCUAUUUCUCUGAGAUGGAUUCUUAGCGCCACUUCUCGUGUCAUCUUAUGACAAGACUGAAUGGACUAAUCAGCUAUGCUAGAAGAAUAUGGUAUAAUCUCUUAAACCCCAAUUUUACAGCUCAGCUCUUUUCUUAUGAUUUGAUGGGCUGGUUGAAUUUUAAUUUGGGAAUCAUGCUGUUAGUGAUUUUUGAUUGGAAUGGAAUCUGAUAUGGGGAUUCACUAUUUGGAAACUUUGGUGAUGGAGGAACCAAAAUGUUUUUGAUGAUCAAUUUGAGAAGCCCAGAUGUGCGGAACUGAUUAUAAGGGCUACUUGGAAGAAUUUUAUUUCUUCUGACAGAUUGAAUUGUACAGAGCAACAAGCCCUUAAAGCAACAAUUAGUUGGAAACCUCCCCCAAGGGAGUGGGUUAAGCUUCAUGGUGAUGGUGCUGGCUCGAAGAAAGGUAACAAAGCUGCUUGUGGAGGCCUCAUUCGAGACUCUAAGGGUGACUGGAUAGCUGGCUUUACCCAAGAUGUUGGAAUAUGCUCUGCAGCUGACGAUGAAGAAUGGGCCUUGUUUAAAGGGAUGCAAUUGGCUUGGGACUUUGGUUUCAAGAAAAUCAUCGGCGAAAAUUUAUUGUCGAAUGAGCAGAUUGAUUGCUGCUCAACGGUCUAUCGAAGGAUCCGUCAGAUGAUAAGCUUCCAGUGGGAAGUUACUUUUCAAUGUGUUCCAAGAGGAGGUAUUGAGUUUGCUGAUGAACUCGCCAAAAUGGGGUUUCAAGGAUCAAUGUUAUUUGAUACUUGUCAGGGGCAACUCCAAGGGAUACUGAAGAGGGAGAAACAGGGAAUUGGUAUUGAUACUGUAACCUAGGCGUUUGCCUUCCUUUGUACCCAAAAAAAAAAAGAGAGACUAAAUGAACUAAUCAAAUCAAAAUAGAUUUGAAUU
Molecule: messenger RNA, 3641 nt
Organism: Neltuma alba
Lineage: Eukaryota; Viridiplantae; Streptophyta; Magnoliopsida; Fabales; Fabaceae
Exons: 16
Coding region: 816-2447 (543 amino acids)
Source: RefSeq, a predicted model, not a curated record